This is a messenger RNA of Lytechinus pictus (painted urchin), 3959 nucleotides long. Its product is annotated as gamma-aminobutyric acid type B receptor subunit 2-like. Gene Ontology annotation, biological process: gamma-aminobutyric acid signaling pathway; G protein-coupled receptor signaling pathway. Lineage: Eukaryota; Metazoa; Echinodermata; Echinoidea; Temnopleuroida; Toxopneustidae. The record is from RefSeq and is a predicted model, not a curated record. Gene Ontology annotation, cellular component: membrane; G protein-coupled receptor heterodimeric complex. Bases 58 to 2940 code for a protein of 960 amino acids. The transcript is spliced from 14 exons. Gene Ontology annotation, molecular function: G protein-coupled GABA receptor activity.
UGCGAUACUGGAGUCGGAGUAGACGCCCUCUACGACCAGCUGUACAGGAAACCCACCAUGUCCAUGCUUCUGGGAUGCUCCUGUUCCGAUGUCUCGAAGAGAGUUGGUCAGAUCCUGCCGUAUUGGAACGUGGUCAUGGUUUCGUACGGUUCUACUUCAGUGGCUCUGACCUCCCAAGAAUAUUACCCGACCUUCUUCCGGACAGUGACCCCGGAUUCUUCCCACAAUGCAGCGCGAGCUUCUUUUAUUGAGCACUUCAAAUGGAACAUGGUGGCCAGUCUAAGCCAGGAACAAGAGCUGUUUUCGCUGGCCCAGACCACGAUGAGCAAGUACUUCGAGAGCGAUACGAACAUCACUUUCUCGGCUGUAUUAAGUUUCGUCGAUGACCCCGGGCCGCAGAUACAGCAAUUAGAAGAGAAAGAUGCCCGUAUCAUCAUCGGAAGUUUUCAAGAGGACGCUGCCAGGGCUGUCUUCUGCGAGGCCUACAAGCGGGGCAUGUACGGGGCAAAGUACGUCUGGCUCCUGGUGGGGUGGUAUAUGCGGGACUGGUGGCUCGUUGAAGACGAUCGGAUAGACUGUACACCCGAAGAACUCACCGAGGCUGUCGAAGGCUACUUCGCGGUAGACAGCAUGGAUACCAACAUCGAUGACCGGAUGUCAGUCUCGGGUCUGACAUCGUCCGAGUUCCGAGAGGAGAUGAAGGAGCGUGGUAUCGAACACCUCUCCACCCACGCUGCUCAGACCUACGACGCGGUCUGGACCAUCACACUCGCUCUCAAGGAGGCUAUGCGGAAGGUUGAUCCGACGCCGAGCAACGCAUCGAUUAUAAUGACGACCACGAAACCAGUGAUGAGCGACGUCGGACCGACAGUGUUUUCGUAUACUGAUGAAGGCAUGAAAGAUGCGCUUAUCAAUAUCAUGUCUGACGUCAAAUUCACAGGUGUUUCGGGACCAGUUUCAUUUGUUGGCCCAGAUCGAUUUGGAAUCACCACUUUCAGACAAAAUCAAGAUGGUGAAUUGAAACGCGUUGCCUUAUAUUUUCCUGAGAGUGAACUCCUAGACUUUGAAACAGAGGGAACAGUUCCUAUCCACUGGGCUGGGGGAUUCAUACCUGUUGAUCAUCUAAUCGUUCUCGAUAAGCCGAUUAGGAUUGAUUCAGCAGCUUUCCUAUCGAUGUCCGUCCUAACUGUGCUGGGGAUCAUCCUCGCCCUUCUCUUCUUAGCAUUCAAUGUCAAAUACAGAAAAACAAAGUACAUCAAACUCUCAAGUCCCAACCUGAAUAACAUCCUGGUAGUUGGCUGUAUAGCGGUCUACUCAGCGAUUCUGAUGAUGGGAUUGGAUGGAGAUAAAGUAUCUGAUGUUGUCUUCGCGCCACUCUGCACCAUUCGUACAUCGUUCUUAGCAGUGGGAUUCUCCAUGGCGUUCGGAUCGAUGUUUGUCAAAACCUAUCGAGUUUAUCACAUCAUUACACAUGCUACUAGUAGAGUCAUCAAACGAAAAAUGCUGCACGAAUCAACUUUAUUUCUCAUGAUAGGGGUUCUACUAUUACUUGACGUCAUUCUCAUUGCAUUAUGGGUAAUACUUGACCCCAUGUAUCGACAAGAAAAACGCUUAAAUGUCGAGGUUUCUGACGACGGCACACGGGCGUACGUGCCGGUCAUCGAAGAAUGCACGUCGUUUCACCAGAGCAAAUGGCUGGUGGCUCUCUACGCCUACAAGGGUCUUUUACUUCUCUUCGGCGUCUUCCUCGCUUGGGAGACGCGGAAGGUGAAGAUACCCGCCCUCAACGAUUCACACUAUAUAGCUGUCUGUGUUUACAACGUCGUCAUCAUGAGCGUACUCGCUGUCGUGGUCAAUAACUGGGUCAUCCAGGGCAAUCAUCGGACGAUGUCGUUCAUGCUUGUAUCUCUCUGUAUCUGUAUUACUACCACUGCCACGUUGUGUCUACUUUUUGUACCAAAGCUUCAUGCAAUAAGAAUAAGUGUUAGCAGCGACCCUGUCACCAGGUCGGUUGGGCUAGAAGUCAAGGGUCGAACCCGUCGCUUUGUGAUGGACGAAACGACAGAGCUAAAGGAAAGCAUCUAUCGAGCUGAAAUUCAUAUACGUGCAUUCAGAAGAGAAAAGAGAAAGCUUGAUUCCAAAAUAGCGGAGCUGGAAGGUAUACUGCGCAUGCUCGAACGUGAGGAGCAAUACCGACUAGGCCAUCUUAGUGAAUUUGACCUUGAUCCGUCAGGGAAGGAACAUGAAUUACAAAUGCUGCUUCAUUUACCAGAGACUCCUAUCGACAAUCAAGAAUCGUGUGCGGUUAACCGAUUCGAACAGGAAUACAAACGGAUAGUGAAUCAAAAUCUGACUUCGGUUGGUGUUGGUGGACGGAGCGAAGAGAGACCGGGUAAAACCGAAACCCGGAGGAGGACAUCAGUGUUGCCUUUCAAAGCGCUGGGGAAGGAGAACAGUUUCACGCAUACGCCGCUCAUGGCGAAGUUUAGUACUGACACCGACGAAACCAAUUCGGAUAUCUGUCCGGAUUUGGAUACGGAGAAGAGUACGGUUAUAGAACGCUGCUACGGUACCUUGCGCGGGACGAGUAGUGCGGGAAGCAGCGAAAGUUUGUCUUAUAAACUCAGGGCGAUUAGCGAUGGCGGUGUUGGUUUGCUAAGCGAUAGUAAAGGAAUGAGAACAAACGACGUGGAUGAGGAGGAUGAGACCGAGAUCGAGAAUAACGAUCAGGAGGACGCAGACGAAACGUCGGCUCUCGCGUUUCGCCGCACCAGCAGCGCGGCUAACCGCGCUAGCAAUAAGGAUAUUCCCAGUACGUCAGAAGCUGCGGACAAGGAAGACCUGAACUUUGACGAAAGGACACUCAUCACCGAAAUGCAAGACCUUCAACUUCGACUAUUGCAAUUAAAUGGCAAAGCCAACAUGAUUUACUACGUAUGAUGUACAGCGAUUCUUUGCAAUGACUUUCUUCUUAAAUGUCAAAGUACUUCACCUUUAUGGAACCGGUGAUAUUAUUUCGUUUUUGUACUGCAAUGUUUCAAUAUGUUGACAUAAAUUUUGCAAACAUGUAUAUUGAUAUUAUGAUAUAUUACAUUUUACAGAAACAAAUGGCUUUUGAUGCCAUUUUUAAUCUAAAAUCGAGGAGAGGAUAUUUUUAUACUGCAAUUCAUGAAUGAUAUGGGCACAUGAAUCUAUAAUGUACUAUCACUUACCUUUAAUUUGCCCCUGGUCUUAUCGAAAUAUGUCUUGAUAUGUCUAUCAUGACAUUGAAUUCAAAAUCUCAAAUAACCGCCAACCUUCAACUGAUGUAGAAACGAUAAUUUUGUAUUAAUUAAUGUAAAUCACUCGAGUACUUUGUUUAAUUAACAAACCUUGUGAUAUUACACUAGUUUUCUCAAAAUUUCUCAAAGAACAGCCGAAACUUUUUCUUAAUAAUCUUUUCAGUUGCAAAUCGAUCGAUCAGUUAUCCAAGCGAUCCAUAAGUGUUCCAAAUCAAGUUGUAAUUUACAUCGUCAAAUUGUCUAUUCUGAAUUGUUCUAUAUACCCUAACCGCAAAGCCCACCAAACAUUCUUUUCACAAGACCCUGGAGGCGAAGCGAAAUGAAGACCCGACCCGACCUGACGAUGAUUAUGAGUAACAACUAGAUAUUUCCCGGCCUACAAGCUUUAUAAAGUGGUUCGCUAAUAAUCGCCGUUGUGAAAUUUUGCGCUGGUCGCCGUUCUGACUAACACUCGACAACUUAAAAACACUUGGAAAUUAUGACGAUCUGUCAUUCUGCCUAGAUCUGUUCACGUUCACUUCAAGAUACAUUAAGACUAUGUCAGGUUGACUAUAUAGUAAACGAACUAAUGAAACUUUCAGGUUCUUAGAGACUAUAUUAUAAUGUACGUAAAACCCUUUGAUCGUGACGAUUCAAACCUUAAUAUUGUAAUUUAUAUUGUAAUACAAUCAAUUCCAA